AUGGCUUAUGCUGCUGCUGCUGCUGUAGUUUCUCUGAAGCAGAAAAUAGAUCGCCUUCUCAAUCCUUCUCUAUCCAUGAUUCAUAAUCCGAAUUCAGAAAUGGGAUUAAUUUAUCACGACCUAUCUUACUUGCAAUCAUUCCUCGAAACAAUCAUUUAUUUCCAAAGCAACAAGAGAGUAGCAGAUCCUCUAGAAACACAUCUCAAAGGCGUAUUGCAUAAAUACAAAGAUCUAAUCGCCUCCGAAUUAUCAUACCGAUUUCGUUCAGUAUCUUCUAGAAGCUUCAAUUUCAAACUGUCCGAAGAACUGCUGAAAAUCGGACAAGAAAUCAGCUCGUUCAUCGAAAAAUUGGAGUCCGAGGAAAACCACAAUAGAGGAGAAGAAGAAGAAGACGAUCCUUCGAUAAUUGGUUAUCGUAUGAAUAAAAAAAUGAUUGGAUUGGGAAAUCAACUGAAGGAGCUACAAGAUUGGGUUUUGUCGGGAAAAUUCUGGUGGGAAAUUCCCCAAUUGGAUGUGAUGGCGGGAAAAUCGGAGCUCGAGUUGAUGUUAAUUGCAGGUAUGGCUGGAAUCGGGAAGACGGCUUUCGUCGACGAAGUUUAUCGCAAUCCACUUGUUGUGAAACAUUUCGACCACCAUUUGUUUUUGCGGAUCGGGCCGAAUUACGAUUUGAAAGAAACUCUGACGCUCGCUCUCGAUCAAAUCGGUGUCGAAUUCGAUGAAAUGCACGGAAACAACGUUGUCGACGAACAAUUUUUAGGCGGUUGUGUACGUAGGUAUCUACGUUAUAGGAGGUAUUUGGUUGUUUUGGACGAUGUAUGGAGUAUCGAUGUCUGGAAUGUUCUAGAGCGUUUCUUCCCGCACGAUGGUUCCGGGAGUCGUGUCGUCCUGACGUCUAGGCUGCUAGACUUGACUCGUCGUGUUGAUGUUGUAAGAAACGUUCUCCGAAUACCGUUUUUGAACGAGAACGAAAGUUGGAAUCUACUUCAUGGCAAGGUAUUCGGUACUAAUGGAGAGAUUUGCAGUCGGCAACUCGAGAAAAUCGGGAGGAAGAUUGCCAAGAAAUGCGAAGGGCUCCCUUUGGCAAUUAUCGAAGUUGCAGAGCUACUAUGUGGAAUCGAGAAAACGGUCGAAAAUUGGAAGGCGGUAGCAGAAAAGGAAGAUCCACUUACCAUAGACGAAGAAACACCCCUAUCGAAGGCACUAAUUUUGAGUUACACGAUGUUGCCUCAAUAUCUAAAGGUUUGCUUUCUGUAUAUGAGUGUUUUCGUAAAGAAAUACGAUAUUCGUCGCUCGAAGCUCAUCAAAUUGUGGGUUUCUGAAGGCUUUCUUGAACCACAAACACAAGGGAGUAUAAAAAGCUUGGAAGAAACCGCCGACGGGUACUUGAACGAACUUAUUUCCCAAAGUGUUGUUUUAAGUAAAGAGUUAAGGUUUAUAGAUACAAAGGCAACUAAAAUCUGCAGGCUGCAUUUUACCUUUCGAAAUCUAUGCGUUAACGAAGCUAAGCGUGAGAAGUUUCUCCAUAUAAUAAACAAGUACGACAAUAGUUUUCCGGACGACAUAGAUAGCCAGCAAAGGCUCUGUGCACACAAUAACAUCGUUCUUGGUUUCAGCGAAGCGCAUAGCUGGAUGGAGUUAGUUCCGGAUACGCCUUCUCUUCUUUGUUUUGGUCCGCAGCAGCAAUAUCCGAUCGAGUUGUACCUAGGUUUCAGGUUGCUCAAGGUACUAGACGCAGUUUCAAUGCGCUUUUACGAGUUCCCACAUCGAGUAAUGGAGCUAGUUCAAUUAAGGUACCUUGCGCUCAAAUUCAAGGGGGAGCUCCCUUCUUCCAUAUCACGUCUUUCGAACCUAGAAGUCUUGAUUAUUCAUUGGCAUCAUAGGGUAAUCAAAUCGUCGAAUUUUCCGGUUUAUUUGCCUGUAGAGAUUUGGAAGCUGCAUAAACUCAAACACCUGGAGUGCAUGGGAUUUGACCUGCCUGAUCCUUCUCCUGCAGACGAUGAUUCUCUUAUCCUGGAGAAACUUAUAACACUUUCUGGUGUGAGUGCUGACAGCUGUACAAAAAGAAUUCUUUCAAAACUGCCUAACCUAAUGAAAUUAGGUAUUCGGAUCGAGUUGGCACAUGACUCCGUCGAAACCUUCAGUUUCAUUGGGGAUUUUGCAUCUCUGUAUGAAGAAUUUGAGUCGUUCAAAUGCAUCGUUGUAAACCCUAUCCCUAAAGGAGGGAGUAGUUUAGUAUUUAAUAACUUGAUAUAA
Molecule: messenger RNA, 2253 nt
Organism: Erythranthe guttata (spotted monkey flower)
Lineage: Eukaryota; Viridiplantae; Streptophyta; Magnoliopsida; Lamiales; Phrymaceae
Product: putative late blight resistance protein homolog R1A-10
Biological process (GO): defense response to other organism
Molecular function (GO): ADP binding
Source: RefSeq, a predicted model, not a curated record